Messenger RNA from Micropterus salmoides (largemouth bass), 1231 nucleotides. RefSeq lists its product as uncharacterized. The record is from RefSeq and is a predicted model, not a curated record. Lineage: Eukaryota; Metazoa; Chordata; Actinopteri; Centrarchiformes; Centrarchidae. The transcript has 6 exons. Bases 380 to 1027 code for a protein of 215 amino acids.
UAAGACAGUACAGGGUCAGCUAAGUUUCUGCAAUCCAAUGUCUGAGUAAAGGCUCACAACAUGCGCUGCAAACUCAAAGUCUCUCUCAAACACACAUUAAAGCACUGUACUUAUAUGGCUACAGACCACAAAAGUCAUCUUAACAUUCACUUCCUGUAUAGCAUUUCUGGUGUGUGUGGGGGGCCUAAGAAGGUUUAAUCACUUCACAUGCAUCAGCUACAGUGUCACACACGGAAAUCAAGAGUCAAUUGUCCUUAUAUAUAUAUUUUCUCCUUUUUGUUGCCUUAGUAACAUUAAAUCAAAGUUGCAGUUUAGAGUUGAGGAACUUAGAAGGAGACAUAACAGCAGAUGCAGAUACUCACUACCGUAUCUAGGUGCGAUGGAGGAUUUUUCUAAACAUUCAGGCAUCAAAAGGACCUUUUCUCUGAUAUGCUACAUGUUCUGGAUUCUCUCACCAGCAGAAGGAAACACCAUCUCUAAGUUGGUUGGCAGAAGAGUGACCCUGCACUGUAAGAACACAUCAAUUAGUACGCUCAGUCAGCUGACAUGGAAAAUGAACGGGAAUCUACUCUUCAGUUUCAGACCAAACUUCACCUUACACACCAGUAAUACAUCUUCCAAACUGAGCAUAAACAUGUCUCUGUCAGAGAGCCAACUGUACGCACUGGUCAUAGAGAGAGUCCAGAAGUCUCACACAGGAAACUACACCUGUGAGACCAACACUCUGACAGGACUUUGGGAAGAGAAGUGGGAGCUGAUAAUUACAGAGGGCGAGGAAGCUGAACAUCGAAAAAUUAUACAGUUUGCUGUGGUAAUUGGUGUUCCCUGCGUGAGUUGCCUAAUCUUAAUAAUUGCUGUGAUUGUUCUGCGAAGAGUCUACAAACAGCGUGCAGAAAAUAACGAUCAUUCUCCCACUGCAGACAUGCAGCAGGAGGAGCCAGCUGAAGUUAUUUAUGAUAACUGCCUGAACAAUCUUCAACAUCCUUGCUACAAUCAAUCUUACCAUUACAAACCCAGGGCUCACUGAUAUGAAGGGCAGUCCAACAAUCUAAAAGGGGAAUACCAAAAGGAAGCGAGUACUGGAAGUUGGCAACAAUCCAUGUUUCUGGAGUAGAAACACAUUGUAAACACCUUCUGUAGCAGUGAAGUAUUUUUUUUUAAACUUUUUAAAAACUUCUUUCUUAAGUAAUGUACUGUAUGUAAUAAAGAGCAUAAUAUUUGCUCAAAGCUG